This is a messenger RNA of Racocetra fulgida, 133 nucleotides long. The record is from the annotation of a GenBank genome assembly. Lineage: Eukaryota; Fungi; Glomeromycota; Glomeromycetes; Diversisporales; Gigasporaceae.
AGUCUAGAAAAAAACUACAAAAAGAAUCAAAAUCAAAAAAAAUUUACAAACUAUUAGAUAAAUCAAGAUAUCAAAAAAAAAUCACUAGGGGAAUCAAAAGAGUACAAAAAGAAUCACCAGGAGAAUUGAAAAA